CCUAAAACCCAGCGAGCGAAUAUUUAGGCCGCGACUAUUUAUUCGCCACACCAAACUAUUCCCACCUUUCAAACCCUAACACCCACUCUCCUUCCAUCAUCACCCAGCUCAGUUCUAGCGAUAGCUGAUCUUGGAGGAGAUAUAAAGACUAUAACUUACAUACAGGUAACAGUGACUAAAAUAUCCAAGUUUCGAAGCUAGUACACUUGCUUGAAAUGGAUCAUCAAGGAAAUGGGCAACCACCAGGUAUGGGAAUUGUGACCAGCUCUGGUGCUGCGAUGGGAUAUGGAGCUCCUUCAUAUCAAUCAAACCAGAUGACUGUGUCCAUUCCUGCUGCAUCUCCCGGUGCUAUCCAAUCCCCUCAAACCGUUGGGCUUCCUACCUCCUCUGCUCAGCUUGCGUAUCAGCACAUACAGCAACAGCAACAACAACAGUUGCAGCAGCAACUUCAACAGUUUUGGGCAAAUCAAUACCAAGACAUCGAGCAUGUUGCUGAUUUCAAGAACCAUAGCUUGCCAUUGGCUAGAAUUAAGAAGAUUAUGAAGGCGGAUGAGGAUGUUAGGAUGAUAUCUGCAGAAGCACCAGUUGUUUUUGCUCGGGCAUGUGAGAUGUUUAUCCUUGAAUUGACAUUGCGUGCAUGGAACCACACCGAGGAGAAUAAGAGGAGGACACUCCAGAAAAAUGACAUUGCGGCGGCCAUCACAAGGACUGACAUCUUUGACUUCUUGGUUGACAUUGUGCCAAGAGAGGAUUUGAAAGACGAGGUGCUUGCAUCUAUCCCUAGAGGGACUCUUCCUGUUGGAGGUCCUACUGAUGUUCCAUACUAUUACAUGGCACCACAGUCUGCUUCGCAGGUAGGAGCCUCGGGGGGGAUGUACAUGGGUAAGCCUGUUGACCAAACUCUUUAUGGACAGCAGCCCCGUCCCUAUAUGGCUCAGACAAUGUGGCCUCAGCAACAACAGCAACCUCCAUCAGAUUCUUAAGCAUCAAUGGACCAUGAUGAAAGAUAAUGUACUCUGGGAGGGAUUAUAUGUGUAUGCAACAAACAGUAUAAUGGAGAUCUCAUUCACCCCAGAAUAAACUGCCUGCCACAUAAUACAACUCUUGAUACAUACAGGAUAACAUUUGAAGAACCAAGUGUGUGUUGGUUCUUGUUUUUUAAUACCUGUACUGCUGCCUGCCUGUCUGGAUGCAAUGAAUUAUGCAUUAUGCAUUAUGCACUUUCAUUAUAUUUUCAAAAGAAUGCUAAAUUUGUGAUGUGUUGUGAGUUUGAAGUAGUGCACAGGUUUAUCUUUAA
Messenger RNA from Ipomoea nil (Japanese morning glory), 1297 nucleotides. Its product is annotated as nuclear transcription factor Y subunit C-9-like. The record is from RefSeq and is a predicted model, not a curated record. Gene Ontology annotation, molecular function: DNA-binding transcription activator activity, RNA polymerase II-specific; DNA binding; protein heterodimerization activity. The transcript is spliced from 4 exons. Gene Ontology annotation, cellular component: nucleus. Gene Ontology annotation, biological process: regulation of DNA-templated transcription. Lineage: Eukaryota; Viridiplantae; Streptophyta; Magnoliopsida; Solanales; Convolvulaceae. Bases 216 to 983 code for a protein of 255 amino acids.